AUGCUAAAAAAUUUUCAAAUGUCAAGUUCUUCGAUAUAUUCAAUGUCGCGCAAGAAAAAUGCGACAACAAAGUCGUUUUUGGCAGCACCCCGAUCUCGGAUCUAUCACUCUUCUUUUAGCACUAUGGACCUGCCAAACUAUACAGUAGUGAACUACGCUGCAUUCAACUAUGCUGGCUUUGCUUGCAUAGCUAUCGUUGUUUUCCUCACGUCCACACAACCGUUCUAUAUCAAAGAGGUUAUUGGAAUUGAGCCUAAACCAGGAAGUUCCAAAGACUCUAAAAUUGGUCACAUAGUUGGUGGCUUGGGGUUUUUUGAUGAAAUUGUGUCAAUGUCUACGGCUCCACUACUCGGAUCCCUUAACGAUCAGUUGUCUUCACUGGGAUUUGCUGGUGCGAGGGUAAUCCAAAGUUUCAGUUUCGUUGUUAUUGCAUUGGCCUUGCUUGGGUAUGCAUUGAAUCGUAAUUUGAUUCCUAUGAUGUUUAUUCUUAGGGGAGUGUUUGCUUUCGGGGUGACUGGGUGCAUGAGUAUGGUGACGGUGAUGUUGAACCAGCUUUCAAUGUCCAAUUUUGAAUUUGCAAAGUUGUGGGGGGCACAACAUGGGCACCUAGAAGAGGGGGUGACACCUCGCAGGAAUGGUAAGCUUGCUGCAGUGAUGGGGGUUGCAACAGGUCUAGGGGCAAUCUUUUCAGUCUCCACAUUAGUCACAUUGCCCGUGAAGUUUGCUGAAUUGUCGGACUUGAAAUCAGGUCUUAAAAGUUCCUACAUUGUGGUUAUGGUAUUUGCUUUGGUAUCCUUUGCAAUACUUUUUGCAUUCCUAUAUAAACCCCAAGAGCAAGCACGCGAAUCACGCCAGUUUCUCAAAGAAGGAAUAAACUUUGCUAAAAGCAGCAAGGAAGCACAGUUAGCUUUUGUUGGAGCAUUUGUGGCGAGAUCGACCACUGUUGCCACCACUCUCUACAUCCCUUUGGUGGUUUACAACUGGUACUACAAUAUUGGCGAGUGCAAGUCAAAAGACAACUGGGCUGGUAAAUUGACUUGUUAUGAUGGCUACAUCUUUUCAGCAAUAUUGACAGGUGUGGCACAAACAGUUGCACUUGUUUCUGCGCCUUUUUGGGGGUAUUUAGGUGAUUCAUGCAGAGUCGGCAAGUUUCGUACUCUUACAUUUGCGGGAUUGCUUGGUGUUGUGGGAAACUUUGGGUUGAGUUUGGUUACCACCAAGACAAAUUAUAAUCCCAAGACUGUUUGGUGUUUUGUAAACGUGAGUAUAAUUGGUUUGUCACAAAUUGGGUUGAUUAUUAGCAGUAUGAGUAUCUUGAGUGGUAUAGAAGAAGCCCAUCAAAUAAUGGGCUCACUAAGCGGCCUUUAUAGCUUUGCCGGAGGCUUGGGUAUCAUGAUUAUUACACUAGUGGGUGGGUUAAUAGCAGAUGUGUGGAUCUUGGGACCCUUUUUUAUCUUAGGAGCAUUCAAUGUUGUAUUGUUGGUAGUGUGUCUUAGAAGGGAUAAGCUGAUGAGACUCGAGGGGGGAGAGAGAUUGGUGGAAUGA
Messenger RNA from Lodderomyces orthopsilosis Co 90-125, 1545 nucleotides. RefSeq lists its product as uncharacterized. The coding region runs from base 1 to 1545 and encodes 514 amino acids. The record is from RefSeq and is a predicted model, not a curated record. Gene Ontology annotation, molecular function: transmembrane transporter activity. Gene Ontology annotation, biological process: transmembrane transport. The transcript has a single exon. NCBI's taxonomy places the organism in Eukaryota, Fungi, Ascomycota, Pichiomycetes, Serinales, Debaryomycetaceae.